This is a messenger RNA of Anisakis simplex (herring worm), 522 nucleotides long. Lineage: Eukaryota; Metazoa; Nematoda; Chromadorea; Rhabditida; Anisakidae. The record is from the annotation of a GenBank genome assembly.
AUGAUUCGCGAUCAUGUUGGUAUCGAUAACGCACCGUGGUUAUGUAGAGUGAACUGCUUCGCCGUACAAAUAAUUCCACAUGUCACCUGCGAUCCGGUCAAAGAAUACAUGCUUCCGGUUGCGGAGCGUUUGAGGAGAUUGGCCGAGAUGGCCUACAAAGAUGAAGAGCACAUGCGAACGCAUCCCGAUGAUGCAGACGAAGGAACAGUUGCUGAGGAUAACGCUCGUCUGGUACGAGACGUCUAUGCAUAUUUUCCGAUUUUGAUGAAGUAUUGUGAUCUGCAUCGUGCACAGUGGUUGAAACAACCAUCUUGGGAGACCGAUGGAAUCUACGAGAAUGUUGCUGUCAUAUUCAAGAUAUGGUCGCUGUCUCAACAUUUCAAACGUGAGGAAUUGAAUUUUAUGGCGCAGUACGAAGAAGGCACUCUUGCGGUGGGAACAGGUGAGAUGAAAACUGGUAAGGCGGCAAUCGCAGAAAGGAAGAAGAAACGACGUGAGGGACAGGUAUUGAAACAGUUUUGA